AUGUCGACCACAACAGUUGCUACGGUGGCUGAGCCGGUUGAGAGCACCAGCACCAUCGCUUUGGAAACUGCUUCUGGGAAGACGUCGGAGAAAACGGGCGUUGCUGCCUUGGCAACUGGCGGCUUCACUUUUGCCGGAAUCCCCAACAUUACCGACCCUUACAAGAAACGACAAUGGCAACUUGAGCACAUGGCAGGCGCCUUCCGAGUCUUCGCUCGUAAAGGCUUUACUGAGGGCACCAGUGGUCACAUUAGCGUCCGUGACCCGGUAGACCCCAGCACAUUCUGGAUUAACCCUCUCGGAAAGCACUUCGGUAUGCUCAAGGCCAGCGACAUGGUUCAUAUUGAUGAGGAUGGGCAAGUCAUAGGGGGCAACAGAGUCGCCGUCAACGCUGCAGGCUUCAUGAUUCACAGUAUCAUCCACAAGGCUCGACCAGAUAUCCAUGCGGCCUGUCAUACACAUUCGCCAGCUGGAAAGGCAUGGUCAACUUUUGGCAGACCACUGGACAUCAUCAACCAAGACAGCUGUAACUUCUGGGGCACACAAGCUGUGUACAAGUCGUUCGGUGGUGUUGUGCUGGAUGCCGAGGAAAGCCAGAAUAUUGUUGAAGCACUUGGAAGCACGGGUCGUGUUAUGAUCCUCCAAAACCACGGUCUACUCACAACUGGAGGCACCGUCGACGAGGCGGCCUAUCUCUUCACGCUGAUGGAGAAGUCUUGCGAGGUCCAAAUCAUGGUUGAGAGCACUGGGCUGCCAAAGAACCACAUUAGUGAGAAGGCGGCCGAGUUCACGGCAAAAGUCAAUGCCGAUCCGGAAACAUUAUAUACUGAGUUUCAGCCCGAUUUUGAGUACGAGAUUUGGAAGUCAAAGGGAGAGCUGUCUAAAGGAGAAUAA
Molecule: messenger RNA, 894 nt
Organism: Colletotrichum siamense
Lineage: Eukaryota; Fungi; Ascomycota; Sordariomycetes; Glomerellales; Glomerellaceae
Product: Meiotically up-regulated gene 14 protein
Exons: 3
Coding region: 1-894 (297 amino acids)
Cellular component (GO): cytoskeleton
Molecular function (GO): actin filament binding
Source: RefSeq, a predicted model, not a curated record